AUGUUCAAGAUGUACAUUUACUGUUUGGCUCUCUUGGGGUUUAUUUCACUCGUUUCUGCAGGUCCUUUGGCAUAUGGCAUCUGCCAAACUGGUUACAACACUCUCGCUGUUGCAUGCUACGCUGCUGCUGGUUUAGCCUUUGGAACGAUUACCGCCGGCGCUGGUGUCCAUGCCGUCAUCCUUGGUUGUAACGCUGCUCUAGGUGCCUGCAUGACUGGUUGUGUUGCUGCAGGCUGCGCACCUAUUCCUUAA
This is a messenger RNA of Mucor velutinosus, 252 nucleotides long. RefSeq names its product Inositol-1,3,4-trisphosphate 5/6-kinase. Bases 1 to 252 code for a protein of 83 amino acids. The transcript has a single exon. The record is from RefSeq and is a predicted model, not a curated record. NCBI's taxonomy places the organism in Eukaryota, Fungi, Mucoromycota, Mucoromycetes, Mucorales, Mucoraceae.